This is a messenger RNA of Colletotrichum lupini, 1923 nucleotides long. Its product is annotated as isocitrate dehydrogenase subunit 1. Gene Ontology annotation, molecular function: NAD binding; magnesium ion binding; isocitrate dehydrogenase (NAD+) activity. The transcript is spliced from 7 exons. Gene Ontology annotation, cellular component: mitochondrion. The record is from RefSeq and is a predicted model, not a curated record. Bases 1 to 1923 code for a protein of 640 amino acids. Gene Ontology annotation, biological process: isocitrate metabolic process; tricarboxylic acid cycle. Lineage: Eukaryota; Fungi; Ascomycota; Sordariomycetes; Glomerellales; Glomerellaceae.
AUGAGUAAAGAUCGCGCUCGGCCGAAUAAAGUCGCAACAUCGCAGAUACGGCCAGGGAGGCCUAAGACCGACUUGGCGGUCUCACAAAAGGAGUGGAGAGCCGACGUUGACCGAAAACGCCCCCUCAAAUCAACACAUGAGGCUACAUAUGAGCACUCAUUGAGAGGUCAACAUCCGAGGCUCAACCGCGAAGAAGAGGGAACUGAGACGCUAAGACCGAAAAAGGUAGGGUGCCCCACGUUUGGUUCCUUCCCUUCCCGAGUGACAGAAUUGCUGCACUGGCUGAACAUUGAAGCAGGCGCGGGCACGGCGCAGUCUCUCUUUCCCGCGGAUGUCGCCCUCCAUUCUUCCGACCGCCCGGAAAAGAAUAAAGCGGGUCUGAUGGUCAGUUCCAGCCAUUCAGAUAACUGGAAACGGCAGAGAAUUGGAGACCAGCCACUUACGGAAUCCCCAUGGUGCCCCACCUGCGCAGGCGUUGGAGAGAAAGAACGGAAAGCACGACGGCCAGCCGAGAAAGAGCAGGAGCAGAAAAAAAAAAGCCUGCCUCAGUCAGUAUCUGCCACCUUCGGUCUGUACUUUGACCGUGUACCGUUCCCAGUUACCGUCCCCGUCUGUCGCCGUGGUACCUUGCUCUUGCGGCAUUUGACAGCCAGCAACUCUGCCUUUCUCGAAUUCCACUCUUUUUCUGAAUUCUUCCACUCCCCAACUCCUCCGAUCCCGAACAACAUCUAUUGCUCCGCGAAUACCCUCACGAGGCACCAACGACCGUCACGAUGCUUUCCCGAGGAUCCGCCCGCACUGCGCAGCCGCGACGUGGUUUUUUUCUUGAUUCUGCGCACCGCGCAGCCCGCGCGCGCCUACGCCACGGUCGGCUCUGACAUCUUCAAGCCCACCAAGUUUGGCGGCAAGUACACGGUCACGUUGAUCCCUGGUGACGGUAUCGGUGCCGAGGUCGCCGAGAGCGUCAAGACCAUCUUCAAGGCCGACAACGUCCCCAUUGAGUGGGAGCAGGUCGAGGUCUCUGGUCUCAACACCACCACCCCCGAGAAGACUGAGGACCUCUUCCGCGAGUCCGUCGCCUCCCUUCGCCGCAACAAGCUCGGCCUCAAGGGUAUCCUUCACACUCCCAUUGAGCGCUCCGGCCACCAGUCCUUCAACGUCGCCAUGCGCCAGGAGCUCGACAUCUACGCCUCCAUCUCCCUCAUCAAGAACAUUCCCGGCUACCAGACCCGCCAUGAGGGUGUCGACCUCGCCAUCAUCCGUGAGAACACCGAGGGUGAGUACUCUGGCCUUGAGCACCAGUCCGUCCCCGGUGUCGUCGAGUCCCUCAAGAUCAUCACCCGCGCCAAGUCUGAGCGCAUCGCCAAGUUCGCCUUCAACUUCGCUCUGGCCAACAACCGCAAGAAGGUCACCUGCAUUCACAAGGCCAACAUCAUGAAGUUGGCUGACGGUCUCUUCCGCUCCACCUUCCACCGUGUCGCCAACGACUACCCCACCCUCGAGGUCAACGACAUGAUUGUCGACAACGCCUCCAUGCAGGCUGUUAGCAAGCCCCAGCAGUUCGAUGUCAUGGUCAUGCCUAACCUGUACGGUGGCAUUCUGUCCAACAUCGGCGCUGCCCUUGUCGGUGGUGCUGGUAUCGUCCCCGGUUGCAACAUGGGCCGUGAUGUUGCUGUCUUCGAGCCCGGUUGCCGUCACGUCGGCCUCGACAUCAAGGGCAAGGACCAGGCCAACCCCACUGCUCUGAUUCUGUCCGGUGCCAUGCUUCUCCGUCACCUUGGUCUCGAUGACCACGCCAACCGCAUUUCCCAGGCCAUCUACGGCGUCAUUGCCGAGGGCCAGGUCCGCACCCGUGACAUGGGCGGUGAGGCCACCACCCACCAGUUCACCAAGGCCAUCCUCGACAAGAUGGAUACCUUGUAA